Acanthoscelides obtectus is the source of this 344-nucleotide messenger RNA. Lineage: Eukaryota; Metazoa; Arthropoda; Insecta; Coleoptera; Chrysomelidae. The record is from the annotation of a GenBank genome assembly.
AGCAAAUUCAUUUCUUUCUUUCCCUUAGCAACGAAUAGCUGAACAGAUGACACUUCGUCCUGUAACAUGCUGAGAUUGUUCGAAACCAUCAUUGCAAUUUUAAGAUGGCACCGUUUAGAACCAGCAACAUCAAAAUCCAGGACCGCCUGGGGUAGGUGUUCUCGUCCUCAAAGGAUGUCCGGACCUCAAAAGCGAAAGGGGGCAUGAGGUUAUCUAUCAUUAUUACAAUGUACAUUAAUUUGUUUAAAUAUGGCGUCAGAAGAGUAAAUUGUAGUUAUAAAAAGUCACAGUUGUACCAAAACGUCGGACAAUAAAGAGGAAUUUUAAUCAUAGAUGUGAAAACC